GACGUUAACGGUUCCGUUAACCCCCGAGACCAGGCUGCAGCAAACAAGCGGCUGAAUGAAAAUCCAAGAUGGCGGCUGAGGUGGAAUACGAGUCGGUUCUGUGUGUCAAACCUGACGUCAAUGUUUACCGAAUUCCACCGCGAGCGUCGAACCGCGCCGUCAGGGCAGCUGAUUGGAAGUUGGACGCUCCUGACUGGACAGGCCGAAUGAGAGUGACGGCCAGGGGAAAAGUUGCCUAUAUUAAACUAGAGGAUAAGAUCUCAGGGGAGCUGUUUGCUCAAGCCCCGGUGGAGCAGUAUCCUGGUAUUGCAGUCGAAACUGUAAGUGACUCAAGCCGCUACUUUGUUCUUAGGAUUCAAGAUGACGGCGGUCGUAGUGCCUUCAUCGGCAUCGGAUUUGGUGACCGGGGAGAUGCGUUUGAUUUCAACGUGGCUUUGCAGGAUCAUUUCAAGUGGGUAAAGCAGGAUAAUGAGUUGAGUAAGCAGGCUCAAACUCCAGACUUGGGCCCUAAAUUAGACUUGGGUUUUAAAGAAGGUCAGACCAUCACUCUUAACAUUGGGCAAAGCAAAAAGAGAGACAAGUCCCGUCCACAAAGUUCAGGUGGCCUUGGACUGCUUCCACCUCCUCCGAGUGGCAAAAUUGCUCCGCCUCCUUCAGUCACCUCCACCAAUAACAACACAGAACCACUAACGAGUGGCAGCAACAUAGGUUGUUUGCUGGACCUAGACAGCAAUGAUUCUAACACUUUGGUCCAGCCAACUCCUCCUAGCACAAAUGCUGACCUGUGGGGAGAUUUUACAUCUGACAGCUUGUCAUCUCAGUCCUCCAAGCCGGAGUCUGCCUCCACAAACUGGGUCCAGUUCUGAGUAUGUGAUCGCACUGCUCACUUCAUGUCCCUGUUCCUACUCGUCAAACACUAAAGCUAGCUAUCACUUAUGUUUACCUGUACCCCCCCCCCCCCCCCCCCCCCCCCUCUCUCUCUCUCACACUCUCACACACUCACUCACACACACACAUUUGUCCUCUGUCCUUUUUUUUUUUUGCACUGUUAAUUUAUGACGUCCACAUUAAUGUUUGGUCAAACAAUUAUUUAUUUUAUUUAUUUAUGUAUUCUACAUUCAUAGUCUUGAGAGCCUCGAGAAGGACAUAUAUUAAUUAUGUGUAUAUUUGGAAAUGUGUUUACUUUAACAGGAACAAGUUGUUAGGUGGAACAAGCUCAUUUUCUAAUGCGAGCUCAAAGGUGUUCAGUGCAAAUGAAAUGAUUGUGUCACCCUCUGGUGGUGUCAAUGCAAAAAAAAUUUAGUAAUGUGAACCAACUGUGGUACUGGUGGCACUGCUUUUCGUUUUCCAGUAUCAGUGCUCCUUCCUGACGAUAUGCAAUUAGUCUCAUUGGAAAUAAGUCAUUCGUUCAUUGCUGUGAAGCACUGAUAAAGAUUUAUGGUGUUAUGACUGCACCUUCACCUUUGCUUUCUGUGAACUGCACUAAUAUGUGGAAUGGCUCUAAUAAAGCCUAAUCUGUCCUAGCAGCAAUAUUCAGAUGAAUGCCAUCAUAUUGAAAUAAGAGGUCAAAGUCCCAAUGCCUUGCGAUAGCACAUACUUUUUGUGGCUAGACCAAAUUUUACAUACUUAAAAGACUCUACAUAUAAAUGUGUGUCUCACAUGACAGAUUGCAGUGUUCUAGUGUGCAGUACAGAUAAUUGAGCUAUUUUAUGUGACUGUAACUGUGACAAUGUUUAUUUCUGACUGAGGUGAAUCGGCUGUUACUGCAAUUAGCAGGAAGCAGAAUUUAUUUUGUCUUUUUUUUUUCAUCGUGUGUGUUCAUUCUAGUCAUAUAAAACAAAUAUGUAUAAUCUCAAAAACACUAUGUUGUAUAUGUAUAAAUAUAAAAGUUAAUGUAAUAAACAAUACAAGUUGAUUCAUGAGAAAGUGACCAUUUGGACUUGAAUUAUUGUUCUAAUACCAUUAUAGAACCAAAUUAUUGUCAUGAAAGGAAAUAUUUUAUUUGCUAUAUGAGCAUCAUACUUUUUACUUACACUGAAACACUGAAUGAUAAAAGAUGAACUCAUGAAAAUACAGAUAUUGAUAACGUGAAUAAUGUGGAUAUAUUCAGCAAAAUAUCAGUCCAUAUACACAGUAGGGUCCAGAAGUCUGAGAGCACUAGUGACAAUGCUUCUAUUUUGCUUUCUUUUCUAAUUUGAUACAACAAUUUUCAUUACACGUUAUAUCAUUGACAACAACUUGGUAUGUCCCCUUUUUGCUUUAAUGACUGUGCACUCGAGCUGACACAGACUCCACAGGUUUGUGCAAAACCUUAUGCUGCAUUUGAAAUCAAAUCCAUUGGACUGUAGUCUGAACAUGUGCUUCAAUAGAAGAGAUUAGA
Pangasianodon hypophthalmus (striped catfish) is the source of this 2380-nucleotide messenger RNA. It is a transcript of the gene necap1, whose product is annotated as NECAP endocytosis associated 1. The record is from RefSeq and is a predicted model, not a curated record. Lineage: Eukaryota; Metazoa; Chordata; Actinopteri; Siluriformes; Pangasiidae. The transcript has 8 exons. Gene Ontology annotation, cellular component: clathrin vesicle coat; membrane. Gene Ontology annotation, biological process: endocytosis. The coding region runs from base 69 to 866 and encodes 265 amino acids.